Messenger RNA from Lichtheimia ornata, 1206 nucleotides. RefSeq lists its product as uncharacterized. NCBI's taxonomy places the organism in Eukaryota, Fungi, Mucoromycota, Mucoromycetes, Mucorales, Lichtheimiaceae. Gene Ontology annotation, molecular function: poly(A)-specific ribonuclease activity. The transcript has 7 exons. The record is from RefSeq and is a predicted model, not a curated record. The coding region runs from base 1 to 1206 and encodes 401 amino acids.
AUGGGCAAGGCCGACCUCGAAACUCUCAAGCAGCAAAAGAAAGCCAAAAAGCUUGCUCAAAAGGAAGUAUCCAAAGGCAACGCACAGCAGCAGCUUCCUCCAUCACCAUUGCAGCGAUCGUUCAAGACCAUACCGAAUCCACGUCCACUUGCAAAAGGUCGAUUGGGAUCGUUCACUGUCAUGACGUUCAACAUCUUGGGGCAAUGUUUGGUGAAACGAGAGCUGUUCCCUGAUUCGGGUGAGAUGUUGAAGUGGAAAACGCGCCGUAAUAUGAUUGCUGCCGAGAUAUCCAUGUAUAAGCCAGACGUGAUGUGUCUUCAAGAGGUGGAUCAAUACGAUACAUUCUACAAGCCGCUUUUGGAGAAACUUGGUUACAAGGCUGAACAUUUCACUCAUCCCAAAAAGAAGCAUGGCUGCUUGAUUGGAUACAAUGCAACUUUAUUUGAGAUGGUCAAUUAUACAACAGUGGAUUAUGAUUCAGACAAGCUAUGCCCACCCACUUGGAUUACUGGGAAUAUUGCUCAAAUCAUGGCGCUUAAGCAUUUGGAACAUCCUGGAUUUGGUAUUGUCCUUGGCAACACUCACAUGUAUUGGCGACCCAAUGCUACUUAUGAGCGUUUACGACAAACGGCCAUCUAUACUGAGCGGCUCAUGGAGUUCAAAAAUACCUUGGAUUCGAGCACAGAAUGGGUCCCAAUUGUCAUUGGUGAUUUCAACACCGGACCUACCGAUCCUGGUCAUGCUGCAGUGACGAGCACUGAGCUUCCACAGAAAGAGGAAAAAGAAUUGGAGGAAUCAAGAUUGAACCCUGGCUCUUUUAUGGAACAAGAAGAAGAAUCACCCAAUGUUACUGGGCAAGAACAAGGGGAAGAGGCGCCCAUUGAACCCACCAAGACAAUGCCGACAUGUGACCUCGUACAAGUGUUGAAGAAAUAUACACCAAGAUGGCAGAGCAUCUACAGCUGUUAUGGAGAAUUGGAUAGUGCAAUGUCAUAUUCGGCAAGUGGUGAACCAAAGUUUACCAAUUAUACUGUUGCCUACAAGGGUACUUUGGAUUAUAUCCUCGUUCGUGAUCAAGAAGAUACCGUUUCAGCAACCGAGAUAUUGAUGCUUCCCCCAGAGGAAAGUGUGAUGCCAUCCCUUCCAAAUAGAAACUUUGGCAGUGAUCACAUGUGCUUAAUAGCCAAAUUCGAUUUUACAGCUUAG